UAGCCUAUAGGCUAUACAGAAAUGUGAUGAAUGUGUGAUAGCACACGAGAGAAGUCACAUUAACACAUAAGUACACGAAAUGGUUUAUCGUUGGGCCACGGAGGACCUGUGCACAAUGAACGCUGGGGAGACGCUUUGAACUGCAGCUCCAUCGCCCCGUUUCUCCCUGCACGCUCUCCCGCGGCCAGCUCUGUGAGCGGCACAAUCUAGAGGGAGUGGGAAAGGAGAGAGGAGGAGAGAAAAAAAGAGGGAGGGUGGAAAGAUAGGAGGAGAAAGAAGCGACAGACUGACUACCUGCUCAAUCGAAAUACGGGCAAUCUACUAGCACGCGCGCCCACAAGCACACAAACUGACCAACAAGACAAUAAACACGAGCUAGUGGACGGGACUGGCAGAGUUUUUCCACGGGAUUAACACACAUUGAAAUAACCCAAACUAUCUAAUUUUGAAGAAAGUCGGAAACGAUGUAUCUGAACAGGGAAGCGGAGAACAGCAAAGGCUCAGUCUCUCUCAGUGUGUUCCUCGUGUCCCUGGCAGUGACUGUGUGCACCGUGUGGCUGGUCACCCUGUGCGGGGUCUGUGGCUGGUGCCAGAGGAAACUGGGGAAGCGGAAUAAGCCUGGGGUGGAGACGGCAAGCACUCCAGACCUGGCACGGGGCCGGGGCGAGAAGAAAGCCAUCAAUGGGGCAGUGUCUGCUCAAAAUGGGGCGUCGGCUGGGGAUGGGGGUGGGGCAGGGGGCGGGGCCGAGGGCGGAGCCGAGGGCGGGGUAGGGCCCUAUCAAAGCGACGGCGCGACCAACGUAGUAACGGGGAGCAGCAGGGCGGGAAGAUGGCAAACGGUCCAGAGCCACGUGCAGUCCGGAAGCCUGAAGCACAGCAAUUUUGGGGACCCCUCCCUGUCCUCCGCCUCCACCUCGGAGCACCUCCCCUCCUCUGGGCCCCCCAGGCCUCGAACCCUGCUCCGGCAGCAGAGCCUGCAGCAGCCCCUCUCCCACACGACGCCACCCCCCACCUCCCAGAGCCUGGGCCAGCUGCACCAGGGCCCCGCCUCCAGGGGAGCCCCCAGGGGGGUGCGGGGGGCCGGCCGGGGCGCCAGAGGUGGACACUUGCACACAGACCCUGGCAGCUGGGACCACAUGAUGGGUCAGAUCCGAAACCGCGGCCUCGACGUCAAAUCCUUCCUCGAGGGGAAGAUGGUGGUCCUGUCUCUGGCGAUCGGGCUGGCUGAGCAGGACGACUUCGCUGACCUCCCCGACCUGCAGGAGGUGCCAGAGAGCCAAGACACCUCCCCUGAUAAGAGGGCCGGGGGUAAUAAACCGGGGAACAGUCCCAAGGGCCAUCCGCCUGAUGCUGACGGGCACUCCUCCGUAUCCGACCUGGCGAACUCGCUCACCAGCGAGAUGGUUAUGCUGUCUCCAGGCUCUGAUGACGACGACCAGGAAGGCCCCAUCAGUGAGAAGUUGGGCCGCAUCCAGUUUAGCGUGGGCUACAACUUCCAUGAGUCCACCCUCACCGUGAAGAUCCUGAAGGGCCAGGACCUCCCCGCCAAAGACUUCUCUGGAACCUCCGACCCCUUUGUCAAGAUCUACCUGCUGCCAGACAAGAAGCACAAGUUGGAGACUAAAGUAAAGAGGAAGAACCUCAACCCGCACUGGAACGAGACGUUCCUGUUCGAAGGAUUCCCAUAUGAGAAGGUGGUUCAGCGCACGCUGUACCUGCAGGUUCUGGAUUACGACCGCUUCAGCCGUAACGACCCCAUCGGGGAGGUGUCCAUCCCGCUCAACAAGGUGGACCUGGCACACAUGCAGCCCUUCUGGAAGGAUCUCAAGCCCUGCAGCGAUGGCAGCGGGCGGCGUGGGGACCUGCUGGUGUCCCUCUGCUACAACCCUUCAGCCAACACCAUCACUGUGAACAUCAUCAAAGCACGCAACCUUAAAGCCAUGGACAUCGGCGGAACGUCAGACCCGUACGUGAAGCUGUGGCUGAUGCACAAAGACAAGCGGAUAGAGAAGAAGAAGACGGUGACGAUGAAGCGCUGCCUCAACCCCGUCUUCAACGAGUCCUUCCCCUUCGACGUCCCCGCCCACGUGCUGCGGGAGACCACCAUCAUCAUCACCGUCAUGGACAAGGACAGGCUGAGCCGCAACGACGUCAUCGGCAAGAUAUAUCUUUCCUGGAAGAGUGGUCCAGCAGAAGUGAAGCACUGGAAGGAUAUGAUAGGCCGCCCUCGCACCGCAGUGGCCCAGUGGCACGCCCUGAAAGCCUAAUAGCCCCACCAACCUGCCCCCAACGGCCCCUCGCCCCAUCCCUCUACACCGCCUCUCCCACACCUCCUGGCACUCCCCAUCCCCUCGACACUGAUCCACCCCCCCCCCCCACCCCCCCACCUCCCGGCACCCCCCUUAUGCACAAGACUGCCCUGCUGCCAGGCUGUGAAACACGGGUACAAUUAGCCAUUCACAGGGUUCUCUGUCUCUCAGUCCUCCUUUCUUAUUUUGCCCCUUUUUCUGUCUGCUUCUGCUUUCUGGGUCACCACCACUUCCCCUGUUCUUGUCUGCCUGCUCCUGCCUGCCAUGUUUUCUCCUUCUGGGGACCUGCCACAGUCUCACCUUGUGGGGACUGGCCAUGUUUUCUGCUUGUGGGAACCUGCCACAAUCUCUCCUUGUGGGGACCUGACGUGGCCUCUCCUUGUGGGGACCUGCCACAGUCUCUCCUAGUGGGGACCUGCCACGGUCUCUCCUUGUGCAGACCUGCCACAGUCUCUCCUAGUGGGGACCUGUCAUGGCCUCUCAUUGUUGGGACCUGCCAUGUUCUCCCUCGCAGCCUUCCCCUGGUCCUGAGCUGGGGGGCCCUGCCACAGUCGGUUCUGCCACGGGCCAUGCAGUAUUGACAGUCACUCCCUUCCCUCACCCAGACAUCCCAUCAGGCCAGAGAGAACCCCACAGCACAUUGACCUAGUCCUACUUAAUCUUAAAAUAAACAGGCAUGUCCCAUAGGAUGCUUUUUUAAAGGGGGUACGAGUGCUAAGGCCUUGGUUACCCUCAGCUUCGGGUGUGUUUAUGCGCGCCCUGGUCAGGUGUGUUGUGUCUCAAUCUGGGGUUUCUUCCCUGACCCCCCUCCCCCCACCCGACAUCAUCUCUCCUCCUCCCCUCCUUUAUUUUUGGAGUCCCCCUGCCUGCUAGGCCCACCUCAUGGCUUUUCUCCCUCUCCACCCUGCGCUCUCUUUCUCUCUGGCUCCACGUUCAGACAGAAUGUUCUGGAAACGCCCAGCGCCAGUGGUGACCGACCUGGAGAUGAAAACAACCGUAAACUGGGACUCAUUUUCUGGACUAAGAUCUGACGCUUUCACCCCUCUUUUUUUGGUUGUCCCUCUGUGUCUGGCACAAUAGUAGUGAAUUCUCCCCCUGGUCAGUAUCCCUCUCUUGUUGUUUGUGUGUGUUCUGUGGGUGCUGUGCUGUAACUCCAACAAAGUAGUGUUUUAAAAAGAAAAAAUAAGAAAAAAACAAAAAAGCAACCAAAUGGAAGGAUCUGGAACACAAGGAAAGGACAGACUUUGUCUUAGAUGGAUGGCUCCUCACCAGCGAUGGAAAUGAAGGCUCUGCGAUGGAGGAAAAGUGGGAAAAAGAGUGAUAAACGGGAAAGAUUAAUUGAUGUCAUUUCUUUCUUUUUUGAAAAGAAACUGAAGAAACCAAUCAAAAAGUUCUUCCAUAUAAGUGAAAAAAUGCCUGUUUUCUGAGUGACGUCAUGCGUGUGUGUGUGUUUGCGUGAGUGAAUGCUUGUAUAUGUGUAUAGUAUGAGUGUGUGUGCAUGUGCGUGUGUACAGAAUGUGUGUGUGUGUGUGCAUGUGUAUGUAUAGUAAAUAUGUGUGUCUGUGUGUGUGUGUAAGAGAAAGAGAGAGAGAGAGAGUGUGUGUGUAUAUGCAUGUGUGUGUACUGUGUAUGUGCAUACAUGUGUGUGUGGUUAUAGCAUAUUUGUGCAUAGUAUGUGUGCUUGUGUGCGCAAGUGUGUGUGUGUAUUUUGUGUGCGUAUAUGUGCAUGCGUGCGUGCAUGGUCGUGUGUCCGUGUGUGUGAGUGUGUGAGCGAGUGAGUGAGUGUGUAUGUAUGUGUGUGGGUGUGUGUGAUUGUGUGUGAGUGAAUGUGUGUGUGAAUGAGUGCAAGUGGGUGCGUGUGUAUAUGUGUGUGUAUUCAUGCUCACGUGUAUAGACCUGAUGGGCUCCUCUUGUCACUGUAGUGGGUAUAGCUUGGCUAGUUCACUAGUGAAGCACAGUAAAGGUCCUGUAAAGUGAUGGUUUCGUAGUCUGGCGACACAACCCUCAAAUUAAUAAAAAAAUAACAACGUUGCACUUGGCUGGGGGUCGAGUUCACCUUUUGCUGACUGGUACCGCGUUUGCCUAUGAAAUCUUCAGGAUGAGUGAGAGGCCUGGGUUCAAAUCCCACCUCGGACUCAGGCAAACUAACUCGGAACACCACCAAUCUGCAGUUCUCUCCUGAUCUGUCUGUUCUGAUGAGAGAAAAAACAGUUUUUAGGAAAUUCAUAGCAAAUUUUCAAAGGAGGAGUCUAGGGGUGGGAUCUAGAUGAGAUGGAGUGGUCUGGCAGGGGGCGGGAUCUGGAUGAGAUGGCGUGGUCUGGCAGGGAGCGGGAUCUGGAUGAGAUGGAGUGGUCUGGCAGGGGGCGGGAUCUGGAUGAGAUGGCGUGGUCUGGCAGGGAGCGGGAUCUGGAUGAGAUGGCGUGGUCUUGGGGGGUGUAGUCUGACUCUUUUGUGUAGGCUACACUGUUUCUGUCCUCUCCCACAGUGGCCAGCAUGCCUGCGCUGAAGGUCAACAGAAAGCCCAUCAGGCGCACGUGUAACGGUGAUGUCAUAAUGAGGACACUGGAAUCUGCAGUGCAGAUGUUCCAGAAGGAUGACAGUAAUGGCUGGAGGUAUCCUUAUCCGCAGGGCCCUGUGAGCUGUGCUGCCGUAAUGGUGGCAUCUCCAAUGUGCAGCUGUCGAGAUGGAUUUGCAUCCGCGCCGUUCGACUGCUGCUGUCCGGAUACCGUGGAACUGCUGAGCGCAAUUACUGCUCCAUCACCGCGGAUGCAACAGGGGAAAUCUUGGCUGCGCAGCAUUGCAUUAAUAGUGGGAAUCGCGGUUAGGAUGUGUAAUUGCGCUGUGUCGAAGGGCCGUUAUGACUGUACCGCCCGCAGUUGAUGAGGGUAGCGUGACUGGGGAAUUUGUGAGGGACCUUGUGGCGCCACCGCGUGCCGCCGUCCCAUUAAACCGUCAGAGCGCUCUUAUCGUACCCAAAAUAUGUCAUUUUGGGGGAAGCGGCUCUCGCUGAAUAUAGAAAGGGAGACAGCCACAAGGCUCUUGGCUGUUGCAGAGGGGGACUCCAAACUCGACAAGUAAUCAGGGUGAUGCACCCGUACUGACUGAGCCUGGAGUUGUUUGUCCCUAAUUUAUUCUGGAAGUUGACGCCAUCUGGACUGGCCAAAGCAUUAAUGACUUAUGGUAAUGUUUUUAUUGUUUCCCUCAUUCAGGUUACUUGAUUGCGUUGUGAUGAUGUUACCUGAAUAUUUACCAACAGUAUAUAAAGUGAGUUGAUCAGGUUAACUGUGGUGAAAAGGUCGUUGGCUGUUUAUGCUAGAAAAGGGUGUUAUUGUACCAAACUGACAUUUGUUACUUCAGUCUGCUGUUAUACUAUUCUACGAAUAGUCCUUCAUAAGAGCUAUAUAUCACCUUCAUAAGUACAACAUCUUCAUAUUGCAUUACAUUAUUACACAUUUCAUUACAGGCAUUUAGAAGAUGCUCUUAUCCAGAGCGACUUACACAACAUUAUCACUUAGCAUUUACAUUGCAUUCAUUUAUACAGCUGGAUAGAUACUGAAGCAAUGCGGGUUAAGUACCUUGUUCAAGGAUACAACGGCAGUGUCCUAUCCAAGAAUCGAACCAGCAACCUUUAGGUUACAAGCGCUUUUCCAUACCCAUUAUACUACACUGCAGCCCAUAGUAAUUCCUAUGAAGUACUUUGAAAGUGCUAUGUUCUGCUUAUAAAGGAGUUAUGAAGCUCUUCUUUUAAUAUAGGUGCCCAACAUGGGGUUGUACAUAUCUGGUUCCCAUCCAGAGUCGUUCAGUCAUCCCUACUGCCCCAUCGAGAGAGGAAGACACCCGUCGUUCUCCUCACUUUCCACACCACAGACCACAGCUAAGCUCACACAGAGUGGAGUCCGACAAAGACCUACCAUAUGCGGCUUUGGUAUGCAGGGCACAGGUGCCCGUUUAACCAGCAGGGGCUGCUAGUGAGCGAUGAAACGCGAGUCCAUGACUAGCUGAUCCCUCCCGUAGCCCGUAGAUAGCAUGUCUUGUUGCCCUUCAGUUACUUUUUCAAGAGCUUCUGUAUCUGUCUAAUAGUUUGCUACUGAGAACUAGAUGCAGCACUCUAAUUGUGGUCUGACAAUGGCAUUGUACUGUAUUGCAUAAUAUAUUCAUUAAGUAUCAGCUGUAUAUCUACUUUAGUACACUGUGUAGAUUUAGAUUUAGGCUGGUGUCCUUUUUAAAACUAAGCAUAUUCUAGAUUACAUUUAACUGCAUUAAAUGUAAAAGUUUUUACAUUUAAAUCUUAUUGCCUUUUUCUCCAAGGUGUUACACAACCUUGAUGAAGGGUAUUUUGUUUACUUGACAAAUUUAAAUAUUUUUCUGUGAAUAUUUUUCUCAAGGUCAUAUAUGAAGAUAAGAAAGAGAAGAGGUCCUAACAUUAAUCCCUGGGGGACACCUCUGAGACCACUCUGCUGAGAUGUGAUCCCUUUUAUUACUACUAUUUAUGUUCAGCAGAAUUCUUAAAAACAAAAAUAUAUACCAUAAAUGUGAUAUAUACCAUAAAUCUCAUGACGCCUUCAGCAAAGUUCUGGAGACGGAUCAUUUGUCAGGCAAGAUCCCCUCUGCAAAAACCCUGUUUCUAAUGACAGAUUCCAAAAUGAUCCAUCAAAAUGAAAGAUAAGCUAAGAGACUUGCAGUGUCCUGGAUCAGUUUGACCAACUUUCUUGUGUAUUGAUAUAGUACUUCUACAUUUUUUAAUCAUCUGGUGGUGCUCCAGUUUCUAGGAUUUACAUAAAAAUGACUGUAAACUGCCCAAGAUGGCCUAUUCUGCAGUCUAUGCCUUUGGGGCUUGUUCAUUUCUUUCUUCUCAUUCGUGACCCCCAUAUCUCAGGUUAUUCUGAAAACCUUUUCAUUUAGAGAAGUAUUGUAUUUAACUUUAUGUACGAUGUAUCACGUAUAAGCCCAGAUGAAGCUUUUAACGAAUUGAGUGUUGAGUUGCAUCCACAAUGCCAUUGUAACGCGGGCAUUUUAAUCCAGAAUAUGUGUAUUUUUUUAAAGAGAGGUCAAUGGAACAUUGCUACUCGGCUUCAGUGCGCUGUGAGUUAUUUUUCAGCUUUGCGCACCCAGCAGAGUCACGCGGCGGCUAAUGACGUCGCUGUGAAAUCUCUGUGAAGGUGUCGCCGUGGGUACACGCUCACCGCCCACUACGAGCCAAAUUCUGCUCGCGGGUUUUUCUGCGGUCCUGUCGUCACGCAGUCACGCCGUCGUUACCCGUGACUAAAAAGCUUCUUUAUUACGAAAAGGGCACGUCGCUUUUAAAAAAAAACGUUCCCCAGAAUAGACCUUGCUCUCGUCUCCAUUUUUAUUUUGUCCCUCCUCUGUUUUUUUCCCUCUGUUUCUUUCUCAUUUUGUAAAAUGAGCUGCCAUUUCAUUAAAUGUAGCAAUUCACUGUUUACAUUGGUACAGUGCGUGUUUAAAAAGUGUUUUUUUUUUCUCCUGUAGAAAUAGGAAUGUUUUUCCUGUUUUCAGUACCUUGUGUGCCCUUUCAUCACAAGGAGCACCCUAAUGAGUCAUCUUCCAUUGCGUUUCAUGAGAUUUGUGAAUAUACUGGGGGCAAUCUUUGACCUUUGCUCCAUUCAGAAUCUUUCGUCUUUUAUCUGUCUUUAGUCUGUGCUUGUGGACUUGGUAAAACCAAACAAAAAAGGGCAAGCAACCCAUUGUACACAUGAAAUACAUAUCCUGCAAAUACAUAUUUCAAAUGUGUGUCAUAAUACUGAACACUGCCCACCCCAUCUGCUUUGCUGCUCCAUGCCUUUUCCUCCACCCUUCUUAGUCUGACACUUUCCAUCUCACAUCACUCUCUCUCUUCCUCUUUCAGCAUCACUCUUUCUUUUUCCCCAUCUGUCUCUUUCCCUGUAUUCCAGAGGCCGCCUGUCAGUUUCAGGAAGCGCGAGGUGUAGGCGCGACGUUUGGGGAAAUUGUUGCCGUCCUUUUCUUGCUCAGAGCUUUACCUUUCAGAAUUUAGGCCGUAAACUUAGGGUCGGAUUAGUGCUUGUGUUUAGGGUUUAGAGCUAGGGUAUAUGGGUUUAGGGUUAGGGUAUAGGCCUAGUUUUGGAUUAAUCCAUUGUAAAACAACACUCAGGGGUCUGGUGAGAGAGAGGGGAUGAGAGGGUGAGAGAAAACGUGAGAGAGAGACCGUGUGUGUGUGUGUCUGUGUGUGGUGUGUGCAUGUGAUAUGUGUUUGUGCGUGAUGUGUGUGUGUUUGUGUGCGAGUGUGCGAUGUGUAUGUGUGCAUGUGUCUGUGUGGGUCUGUGUGUGUGUGGUGUAUGUGUGUGCGAGUGUGUGGUAUGUGUGUGUGUGUGCAUGUGUGCAUGUGUUUGUAUGAUGUGUGUAGGUGUGGUGUGUGUGUGUGUGUGUUCAUGUGGGAGUGUGGACCCACCCACCCAACUAGAUUCUGCCUCCCCUAAAUUGACCCUUUCCUUGUUUCAAACGCUUUGUGUCUAACUAACCUGACUCCUCCCAAUUGGGGUUCAAGAAAGAUUUAUUUAUUGUAUAAUAAUAAUAAUAAUAAUAAUAAUAAUAAUAAUAAUGAUAAUUGCAUUAUUAUUAGAGUAUAAGAGUAAUAAUAAUUUUAAGUUUACAUGUGAAUGUUGGUUUAUGUGAAUGUGUGUGCUUGGUGUUUGUUUCUCUGCAGCACAGAUGGACCUUGUUCUGUUCCAACUGAAACUUUAUUCUGUACAUAUUAUUGGGGGGGGUGUGGGAGGGGGGUUGGGGAAUUAAUAUUUAUUGUACAUACUGAGUUUUGAUUUGUCGCUUUAAAUGACAAAGACAAUAACAAGGAUGCUGAGGACGCUGGUGGUGCCCAUGGUAACGUGCCCUACCUGAAAGAGGGUCUUUGUUAAAUGUAUUUUUGUUGGUGAUGGUACGGGAGUUUGGAAGAGGGGACAGUUUUGGGAGAAGCGGGGAUUUGCCUGCACCCACUCGUUCAGCACUGUCCCACACAGAAACAGAAUAUACUGCAAUAUAUAUUUUAAAUGAAAUAUAUUAGAUUAGAAAACAUAUUGCAAAAUUUCACAAUAUAUGGGCAAGUAUACAAAAUAUAUCUGCCUUUAUAUAUUUGAAUACAGAUAUACAAUACAUUGCUGUGGAUAUAUAUUUGUCAUGAUAUUUUGCAAAAGGUCUGCAUAUUGCCACCAUAUAGUUUAUUAUUGUACAAUGUAUUGCAGUAUGUCCUAUUUCUGUAAGGGGUGGGUCCAACUAUAAUGAAAUUCAAGGCGGAGCUAACUUAGAUUGAACUUUGACCCUGUACAAACAAUAUGGCAUCUUUGAGAAACCAACAGAUGGGAUUAACAAAUCAGUAACUAUGAGACAGCAUUAGUGCUAAAUAGAGAUAAACCCGUACGGAAUUCUACGGGAUCGCCCGGCAACGGGCGGUGCUGGCUCCGGUUACGUGGGCGGGGCUCCAGUGCUGCAGGGUUGAGUGGGUGGGGUUGUCUCCUGGUCUCCCCUGCCAUAACCUGUCUCUGAGGGCUGGGCACUCAGUCCUGAUCUCUGGGCGCAAGUGCCCACGGCAUGCUGGCUGAGAGGACUCCGAUACCAUCCCACGCAAAGGGUCUGGCCCUUAACUGACACAAUAAACUGAAGCCUUUUCUCAGA
Messenger RNA from Anguilla rostrata (American eel), 9950 nucleotides. Its product is annotated as synaptotagmin-7-like. Lineage: Eukaryota; Metazoa; Chordata; Actinopteri; Anguilliformes; Anguillidae. The transcript is spliced from 12 exons. Gene Ontology annotation, cellular component: plasma membrane; synaptic vesicle. Gene Ontology annotation, molecular function: clathrin binding; phosphatidylserine binding; calcium ion binding. Gene Ontology annotation, biological process: regulation of calcium ion-dependent exocytosis; regulation of dopamine secretion; cellular response to calcium ion. The record is from RefSeq and is a predicted model, not a curated record. The coding region runs from base 465 to 2267 and encodes 600 amino acids.